Penicillium psychrosexuale is the source of this 1536-nucleotide messenger RNA. RefSeq names its product putative transcription factor Rap1. Gene Ontology annotation, molecular function: telomeric repeat DNA binding. Gene Ontology annotation, biological process: telomere maintenance via telomere lengthening; regulation of DNA-templated transcription. Gene Ontology annotation, cellular component: shelterin complex. Lineage: Eukaryota; Fungi; Ascomycota; Eurotiomycetes; Eurotiales; Aspergillaceae. The transcript has 4 exons. Bases 1 to 1536 code for a protein of 511 amino acids. The record is from RefSeq and is a predicted model, not a curated record.
AUGGCAACUUUCACAAAUGACUCCUCUCGGGCUGAGACUACGACACUGAAUCUGUUUCAAGGCGCACGGUUCUGGCUAUCUCUCACUGUUCCACAAAGGUCGAGGUUUAAAGAAUUAAUUAAGCAAUAUGGUGGUACCGUUGUGCUGAUGGAGAAGGAUGCCGAUGUGAAGCUGGUGGAUCACACGAGGAAAGACCUGCCUAAGGACACAUUCUCAUAUCAAUAUGUAGAGCAUUCUAUCAACAAGGGACGACUCGAAGAUCUAGAAGCGCACCGGGUUGGGCCAUCUGCACCUCGUCCAAUGGGUGCAUCCAACAUUCCCACGAAGAGCACAAGAUCGUUCUAUACCCUGAAAGAGGACCAAAUCUUGUUUGACUGGGUCGAACACUUUGAACAAGAGCCAGGGGCGCCUAUCCAAGGCAAUAAAAUUUACCAAGAUCUAAGUGAACUGUUUCCCGCUCACCCAUGGCAAUCCUGGCGUAGUAGAUACAUCAAGCACCUCCGUGGCAAAGGCCGUCCAGGGGGCGGCACCCCAUUAUCAUAUGACGAACUUUUACAGUCUGCACCACCCCAAGGAGAACGCCCAAAGAUCUUACCUGCCCGAAUUUCCCUAAAUGACUCCACAGCAAAAUCUAGCUCAAGGGUCCCUCGGCUGGCACCACCUGCUCCGGCCCAAGCAAGUACAGCAAACAGCCCAAAACGAAAACGAGAUCCGGUCCCUGAACCAUCGAAUCGAAAGCGGCUGGAUGUUUCACCUACGAAAAGAAGAGCAAUUGAAGCUUCUGCCACCGUGGGCCUUCCCUCACGCCGUCCCAAUCCUGAUAUCCGAAGACCCCAACCAAAGUCAUCAGUCGUGGCGGCCACAUCACCCUUUACUACACGGCCAGAAAGAGGCCCACCCGGUAUCCCGUUGUCAGAUACCGGACCGCUUCAAGGCCUUGGGAUUCCAGAACUCUUUCCAGUCCUGAACGCUUCCAUACAGAGCCCUAGCCGCGUCACUCGGGAGACCUCACAACGACAACGACCAGCAGAUGUAGCAGCCCCGCCAGCCCCACCGCGACCAUUGGGGGACAAUGCCUUCGCACAGUCUGGCCGAUUCAAGAAACAAGCAUCGAAUCCUAGACCACGAGUCAAAGAUAUCUUCAAAGACCCAGUGGAUCCCAUUUUCCUAGAGCUCCCAUUCUUGCCAUCAAGCCCAGCAUCCGAGGCGACUGACGAUGACACCUCAGAUGCGCCCGACGUUGAUACUUGGAUUGAUCAACGCCUGGCUCUAGGUGCCAAAGAAUCCCACGUGUUCGAUGCUCUGCGGUGUACAAGCAUGGUCCCAGAGAUGGCAGAUAAGGUUCUCAAAUACCUCACCGCUGGCAAGGAUAUUCCUGAUGAUAUGCCGGGAGUCUGGACAGCAGAGGACGAUAGCUGUUUACAAGCGGAGGAUUAUUCGCGGGUGCGGCGAGUGUUGACGAAGCACGGCGCAGAAGCGUACAAGGAUAGAUGGGAAUAUUUCAGCAUGGCCCGGCAGACAGGACUCAUUGAAUAA